Phasianus colchicus (ring-necked pheasant) is the source of this 1056-nucleotide messenger RNA. NCBI's taxonomy places the organism in Eukaryota, Metazoa, Chordata, Aves, Galliformes, Phasianidae. The record is from RefSeq and is a predicted model, not a curated record.
UGAUCUAAUUGUAGAUGGCUCUGUUUAUUGCAGGGGAGUUGGACUAGAUGACCUUAAAGGGUCCCUUCCCAUUCACAUGAGUCUGAUUCUGUUUUCUCUAGAGACAGUUGAUAGCACCUUCUUCAAGUAUCUGAUAACCUGAUACUUCUGAGUGUUGAAUUUCCUUUUGCCUUUCAGGCACAAGUUUCCAGUCUGCUUCUUUGGUUUCUCCUUUCUUCAGUUUGCAAAUAAGAGGUUCUUCUCCCUGUAGUGCCUGUCGUGAUGAUUUCCAGAAUGAGUUCUCUGGAAUGUUUUCAUGAAGGGAACGUUGACAGUUCCAGAUCACUGCUGUCUUCACCGUAGCCAUCAACUUGUACUUGAGAAUUCUGGAAAUAUUUUCAAAGAGCGGGAAAUACUUAAGGUUGCUGACCACUUGCCAGACUUCCUCUUCAAGCUGUUUAAAUGAGAAUGUCCCUGGCACAAAGAGUACUACUGACAUGGCUUUUUACGUUACUCUUCCUCAUCAUGCUGGUACUGAAGUUGGAUGAGAAAGCACCAUGGAACUGGUUCCUCAUUUUCAUUCCAGUCUGGAUAUUUGAUACUAUUCUUUUAGUUAUGUUAAUUGUAAAGAUGGCUGGACGUUGCAAGUCUGGCUUUGACCCUCGCAAUGGCUCCCAGAACAUCAAGAAGAAAACCUGGUAUCUCAUUGCAAUGCUGCUUAAAUUGGCCUUCUGCCUUGCCCUCUGUGCUAAGCUGCAGCAAUUCACCACGAUGAAACUAGCCUAUGUAUUUAUCCCAUUGUGGGCCUUGCUCAUUGGGGGUAUGAUUGAACUUGGAUACAAUAUUUUUUACAUAAGAAGAGACUAAGCUGUACGUGGCUCUCCAGUUGGAGAUUUGGUACCAGUUUGCUGGAUUAUUAGUUCUGCCACAAAUGUGAUCCCUAAGCCAGAAUGCCGCCUAAGGAAACAUGCUGGAGACGUGACCUACACCAGGCUGAAGACCAGAAGUAGACUUGUACCAUUUUUUUAUUUUCAAAUGGUCAUACUUUCUCUUGUAAAUAAAAGUAUUUGUUCCACA